AAGCAUCAGUGUUUAAACCGCAUGUUGCUGUUGUAGCUGCUGGAAGUGGAGCUAGUUUCAACUACUGUACAGUCAGCUAGAAAGUUGUGUGAACAAAGUUUACUGUCAUAAAAGUCUAAAGAAACCAAGAAAUAUUCAUAUUUGAGAAGCUGGAACAAGAGAAUUCUUUAAAAAUUACUCAAAACAAUUAUCAAAAUAGUUCUAUAGGCCUAUAGGUUAAUAGGCAAUGAAUCAACUAAUUGUUGUAGCACCAAUAAAGAAACUAUUCCUGCAGGGUUUGUUAUCUAAAUGCUGAGGUCAUUGGAGGUGGUGGUUUGUCAUUAAUGAAUCAGCAAAUUAUCUUCCUGGCACGAUUGUGUGAGAUGUUGACGUGUCUGUUUGUGUAUGUGGAGCGGAAGAAAAGGUCAGAGGUAGUUUCUGACUUAUAGAACAGUACUUUGCUGCUCACAGAUUCAGUUUUUAAAACUGUUUUACAACAUGUUAUUUGUUAAAAAUGAUUUCUAUUGAUAUAUUUAUGUAAAUGUUAAUUCCCCAAAAGGAGACAACCAGGAGUAACAGAUGAUGGACCCUGAUGUGUCCGUGCUACUGGACGCUGCAGCCUGGAGGGGGCUGCUGCAGUCCCAAGUGCAGGUGGAGCUCUCUGAAAGAUAUAACAGGCAGACAGAAGUGGCUCUUGAACGUCACAUAGAGGAGAUGUGGACAGAGCGGGUGUCAAAGGAGUCGUGGCUUUUCAACGGGGCCAAAUUCAGGCUGCACUCUUUCCAAUUGGCCUCUCCUACGAGUCCCUCCUCAUCCUCAGUUUCUCCUCAACACUCACGCUGCACUCUUUUGUCCCACGCUCCUGUCUCGGACGGUGCAGAGGAGCAGGAGAGCAAGUUAGACAACAGACAAAGAGUAACUGCUCCGAACAAGUCUGUGAAUCAGACAGAAAAUGUUGAUGGUGUCACCCAACAAACCGCCAGCACACCAAGACAAGCGUCCUCCACGUGUGACUGCAGAGCAUCUAAAGAUAAAAACACAGACGACCAGGAGGCCACGGCGCUCCUCACUCUGAGACUCGGUCUUACCUGCUACAAAGACUACCUGGGAACCAACUGGUCCUGCCGAGUGGCAGAGCUCCGUCGGCGCGGCGAGGAGGAGUUUGGCGAUCCUCUGGCGCUGCUGGCUCAGCCUCUGGGUGUGGGCGGCGUCCUGUGUACAGGUGACGGACAGGUGGUGUUGAUCAGGAGGAGUCAGAAGGUGGCAGAGGCAGGCGGGCUGCUAGACAUCCCCGGAGGUCACCCAGAGCCAAAGGUGGUGUGUGAGCGUCUGGGUCAGGCGGUGAGCGAGGAGCAGGUCAGUGUGGCGGCGCUGCAGCAGAGGCCGGACGCUGUAGUCGCUGAGCUCUUCUCGUCUGUGUGCGCCGAGAUUAGAGAUGAGGUGAAUGUUCCUCUGAGUUUCCUCGGAGAGCCCAUCCUGAUGGGCGUCGCUCUGAAUCACACCAGCGCCGGCAGACCGAGUGCUGAGUUCUACGUCAGCUGCUCACUGACAUCGGAUGAAGUUAAAAAGUUGUACUGGGAAGGAGGAGCUGAGGCCCAAGAGUCAACAGAUAUCGUCUUCAUCAGCAGGACGGAGUUGCUGCAGCUGGACAGAAGCAGCACUCUGUGGUCGGAGCUGUGUCCUUCAGCCAAAGGAGCCGUGCUGCUGUAUCAGUCGGUGAAGCCUGACGCAGAACGAAACCCGAGCAAACGAUCCGACGCUUAGCAGAGCACAGCGGAAAAUGGAUCCAGAUGAUC
Molecule: messenger RNA, 1775 nt
Organism: Scomber scombrus (Atlantic mackerel)
Lineage: Eukaryota; Metazoa; Chordata; Actinopteri; Scombriformes; Scombridae
Gene: nudt22
Product: nudix (nucleoside diphosphate linked moiety X)-type motif 22
Exons: 6
Coding region: 559-1743 (394 amino acids)
Molecular function (GO): GDP-mannose hydrolase activity
Source: RefSeq, a predicted model, not a curated record